Neurospora tetrasperma FGSC 2508 is the source of this 1150-nucleotide messenger RNA. RefSeq lists its product as uncharacterized. The transcript is spliced from 2 exons. The record is from RefSeq and is a predicted model, not a curated record. Bases 4 to 915 code for a protein of 303 amino acids. Lineage: Eukaryota; Fungi; Ascomycota; Sordariomycetes; Sordariales; Sordariaceae.
ACAAUGUUCUCACCACCAAACUGCACCGCCAUCCCCCCCUCAGCACCCAGCGACGCAGGCAUCGCGGGCGCAGGUGUCCUAAUCUCCUCCUCCCUAACCGCCACCAUCGCCCUCCUCCUCUCCGCCUCCUUAAUCCUCCAAUCCACUUUUUCUUCUAAUUCCCGCCCCUCCACCAUCCGCCGCAAGCUCCUCGCCUCCUACUCCGACCAGCAAAUCCUCAUCGGCAUCACGCUGCAAUCGCUCGGUCUGGCGCGCUCUUCGCACAUCAUCCCCUACCACUUCUUCAUCAUCUGGAUGCUUUCCCUACUAUCCAUGGCCACGCACAACGCCACUCUCCUGGCGCUGGUCCAGGACUUCAAGAGGGAUUGGGUACUGAGGUGGAUGAGACAGGGCUUAAUGUUUGUCAAUCUGGCGCUGAGUUGUGUGUAUGGGGUGGUGGUGUUGGAAGGGAAGAGGAAAGGGUGGGAGGGGACGAUGCCGGUGGGGUGUAUAUGGGCUGUUGAUUCUGUGAAAGGAGAGGAUAAUAACAAUGGGAAGGUAGUAGCGGGGGGAUUGGACUACGUAGGCACGAUCGUGACGAUUGCUGGGAACGUGGUGGUGUUUGGGUUGGCGACGUGGUACUUGCAGAGUAGGAGGCAAAAGUGGUAUAGGAUCGUGCAGCUGGUGGGCAUGCUGUUGAUGAUGGGGAUCGCGGUGGGUGCCGCCGUGAGGGUGUUUUUGCUGUCGCAGGCGUUUGGGAAGCCGGAUGUGCAGCUGAGUGAUCAGGGGGAGAAGCAGUUGGGGUUUGGAAGCUUGUUGGGCCUGUUGAUGAUGGCCUUGCCGAUCAUAUCGAUCAUUGAGAUCAAGAGAGGAGAGGUAAUGGUGGCGCCGCCGUUGAGGGAUGAUGUGUCUGAUGAUGAGAAACCAUUGGUAUGAAAUUUGAAGUCGAUGAAACGGCGGGAGAUUCUCAUGGUGAUUCCGUGGCCUGGGGAAUCUGUUCGCUUGGAAAUUGGAAGAAAACAAUUGGCGCAAUUUUAUCCCGGCCUAAUCUCCGGCAGUCGGACGUCCGAUGGUACGGACACGGGAUGGAUGACACCUUCCUAUCGAAGUACUUUAGCCUGCAGGUCCGGGCGGCCAUCAAUUGGUCGAAACCGGCGUGACUAUACCGCGU